Messenger RNA from Sordaria macrospora k-hell, 1491 nucleotides. RefSeq lists its product as uncharacterized. Gene Ontology annotation, biological process: peptidyl-proline hydroxylation to 4-hydroxy-L-proline. NCBI's taxonomy places the organism in Eukaryota, Fungi, Ascomycota, Sordariomycetes, Sordariales, Sordariaceae. The record is from RefSeq and is a predicted model, not a curated record. Gene Ontology annotation, molecular function: iron ion binding; L-ascorbic acid binding; procollagen-proline 4-dioxygenase activity. Gene Ontology annotation, cellular component: endoplasmic reticulum.
AUGUCGAAGUCCAAGAAGGCGGCGGCCAAGCGCAAGCAGAAUGUCGAAGCGACCGAGUUGUCGGCCAAGCGAGUGAAGACGGCCACCGGUGCCCUGCCCUCCCCCCCAGCCGAAUCCGGAUCCGAAGUCGACCGAUUCGAACCCAAGAGCAUCGCGACACUAGUCUCAGAGGAGGAGUUGGAAGUCACGGUCGACACCCUCAAAACAUUGGCCGAGAACCCUGCCAUCAUCAAGUCCAAGGCCUGCAAGGAACUGCGCUCCGUCGUCUACGACUUCAGACAGGCCUGCACCACGGGCAUCAACUCCAGCUCCGAAGCCAACCUUACCGCCAAGGUCUCCGGCUUCCUGGCUGACGGAAAGUUUAUCGAUGCCCUCGUUACGCUGGCCGAGAUGCGCAUCCGCGGCGACGUCCCCAGGCUAGGCGCCUUGUGCCGCUGGGUCAGAGAUCUCGACAUCACCAGCGGCUUGUCGCAAACCGAAACCACAAACAAACAGAGUCGACUCGAGCUGCUCAGGAUCAUGGAUGCCAUCCUGAGAGCCACCGGACAGCCAAUUGAUGCUUCCGGCCUUGGGGAUUCGUCAUCAGCAACAUGGACAGGACCCAUUGCGCUUCAGAAAAUGUGGGAUAUUCACGAGCCAUCAGCAACACUAUUUCCCAUGCGGCGAUCUGUUCUCGACGGCACAUUAUUCUCGGUAUGCCCACCGAAUAUCAAGGAUCUGUUCCAAGCCAUCGAGACGACCCCCGGUCCUCAACGGAAACCGCCCAACCUCCAUCCAGCUGUCCUUCACCUCAGCAACGAAGGUGCCGUUCCACUAUCACCUACUCCCCCGACCAUCACCAAGAUCGAACACCCCGUCGUCCCCUCGCUGUCUAUCUUGAAGGACGUCCUUUCCCCCGAGGAGUGCAAGUCCAUCAUCGCCGCCACCGAGUCCGUCGGCUACCUCCCCGACGCGCCCAUCAAGGAAGACGGUUCCGAGUCCAGCAUCCUCGCCCAUAACGUCUACUGGAUCGUCGACCAAGCCUUCCAUGAUGCUCUCUGGGAGCGCGUCCGCCCUUUCAUCCCCACGCACGACGCAGGCAGGAAGGCACGGGGUAUCAACCGUCGCUUUAGAGUCUACCGCUACGUUCCCGGAGCCGAAUAUCGUUGCCAUUUCGACGGCGCUUGGCCUCCGUCGGGCAUUCACCCUACGACGGGCAAAUACAUGUACGAUGCGUCGCCGGCGGACAAGAAGCAGUCGAGUCUGUUCACUUUCCUCAUGUACUUGAAUGACGAGUUCGAGGGCGGCGAGACCACCUUCUUUACUCCGAGUGUACGUGACGGUGUCAUGAAUGCCCAUCCGGUGAGGCCGGUUAUGGGCUCGGUGGCGGUGUUCCCUCAUGGUGAGAACCAUGGCGCGUUGUUGCAUGAGGGCACUGGUGUCAGGAAGGGUGCCAAGUACAUUAUCAGGACGGAUGUGGAGUUUGAUGUCGAUGCUGGACGGGAGGACUGA